This is a messenger RNA of Puccinia graminis f. sp. tritici CRL 75-36-700-3, 537 nucleotides long. RefSeq lists its product as uncharacterized. The record is from RefSeq and is a predicted model, not a curated record. NCBI's taxonomy places the organism in Eukaryota, Fungi, Basidiomycota, Pucciniomycetes, Pucciniales, Pucciniaceae. The transcript has 2 exons. Bases 1 to 537 code for a protein of 178 amino acids.
AUGGUCAAAACUAAAAAACAGACAGCUCGCCAACAGUUCGGACACAUUGGUCAUCGGAACGUACUCUCCGUCGAGCUUGACGAGCCACUCGUCGUGGAGCCAGUCGAUGGGGUAGUUCAAGAGACUAUUGUCGCGCUGUCUGAUAACGUAGCAGGUCUCUCCGCUGAAAUCGCUCUCCUCGUCGAUCUCCUCUGCGACGCCGACGAUUCGACCAUCCAGCGGCUGCGGUGGCUUCCUCCCGGACUCGUCACGCAUACGCACUUCGGUCCCCACACGGAGAUUCCCGGGUCCGAGCGAGUCGCCGUCCUUGUGCUUCUUGGCGGCGUUCGACAUACACCAUGGGGCGGGUUUUUAGAAAAACCCCCCAGCAAACGGAUGGAUUCCGUCCCGAGCGCCCGCAACUUGGUUGCGAAGCAUCCAACGGACGCUCGGGCGGGCCUGGCAUCAUUUGGACGCUUCAGAAAGCGUCCAAGGGAUGCUUGGCAGGCGAGACCAUCCAGAGGAUGGUGUACAGCCCGGUGUCCAUCGGACACUUGA